Molecule: messenger RNA, 1686 nt
Organism: Desarmillaria tabescens
Lineage: Eukaryota; Fungi; Basidiomycota; Agaricomycetes; Agaricales; Physalacriaceae
Exons: 2
Coding region: 82-1452 (456 amino acids)
Cellular component (GO): nucleus
Source: RefSeq, a predicted model, not a curated record
UCUGUACCGACUUUAAAGAAUGGGAGGGCUUUGGCUGGCAUCGCUCCUGCCAGUGCCCGCCUCUCUUUCUUCCCGACCACCAUGUCCCGCCCAACGUCGGUUAUCGUCUCUUCUGCCGGUCUCAUCACCGUCCUCAGCUAUCAUCCCUCCGAAGGCGAGGUCGGCGUGCCCAUUUCUGUCCACAUUGACUUCCACCACCCUGCCCCGGAAAAAAUAUUCCUACGUCUAAAAGUUGGCUCGACAGCGGUCAGCACUCAAGUCUCCCAGAUAUCGCCAGAAAAAUUCGGCGGUUACCAGCUUCAUGCCACGAUCCCGCCCAGAAUACAUGACCAGAAGGUCGCCCUUAGUGUUGAGGCAGUUGACGCUGACAACAUCAUUCUCGAUGCUGUCUGCUUUGGCGAGUUUACCUACUGGGAACACCAUCUACCGAUACCGAAUCCGCCAGUUGUAGCUUCUCAGGCGUCUAUGGUAGCCUCGCAGCCAGUAGUCCCUUCCCAGGGGCCUGUGCUUCGCCGACGAGCCAACACAACGACCAGCAUACAUAACGUGCCAUCAGUCCCUUCUCCUACUCUCUCUGACCGCAGACCAGCAUCACGCCGCAUUCGCGCAAACUCUCUUAUGCGUGCCAACCGUGGUUCUCCAGAGGAUAUUCAUCUCCAUCCUCAGACACCCAUCCUCCAGAUCAUCACCCCUCUCGAUACCAUGUGCACCGGUUGGGAUGCUGCCGAAAAUCGUAUGGGUCGUCGACUUGUCCGUUUUCACAAGGUCCAGGAUGGCUGUAAACUCAUCGUUUCCUGCGAAGCUAUCCGCCAGGAUGACUACUGCGAGACAGACACCGUCAUUUCCUGUAUUUUCAGGGAUGAGACCAGCCUAUUCUAUGUCACCAGCGUAGAUAUCAUUUAUCUGCUCGAGAGGCUCACCAACGACGACUUUCCCGUUGAGGAGAAGAACCGUAUAAGGCGCAACUUGGAGGGGUUGAGGCCGACGACCGUCAGCAAACAUAAGCACGGUUUCGAGAGUUUCUUUCAGCGCAUCAUGGAGUUCCCCGAUCCCAAGCCCCGGAAUAUCGAGAAAGACCUCAAAGUGUUUGAGUGGUCGCUCCUUGGACAGGCGCUCGACAAAAUCCUGUCCAAAUAUUCUAUCUACACUUCUGAUUCCCCCACCGAUUCAACCGCCUCCCUUCCCGCAGACCCUCCAUCCGUCGAUAGCCGACUUUAUCACGACCCACUUCCCAUUCCUGAUAAAUACGAGCCACUUCCUGACACUAUCCUCUUCUCUGCUUCGCACGAUAGUUCGGGUUGCGUCACCCCGGCCGAGCCAGUGUACGACUACAAUACUUCCUGGCCAGGGCCAGAGCAGCACCCAGCGGGGCUUGCGUUGAACGAUUUGCAUAGUUUAACAGCAUAUCCGAUGGAGACACCGUUGGAGUUCUACUGGCCAAACCAGUCCUAAGCAUCCCAUAUUGUAUCAGUUUGUACUAUUUUUUUUUUCAUCUCUCAGUUCCUAUCGCUACGUUUGUUCUGGUUGGAUUUGUAUUUGUACAUUCGGAGGCCCAUCUCUACAAGACAAGACGGACAAAUUACCUAUUCUGUACAUUUAUAGCACAUCACAUAUCAUCACAUCAUUAUCUCUUCGACAUCAACUGUACGGUAACCACAUUUUAGUCAAUGGAUUGACACACUUUCA